CCAUCUUUUUCCAACUGCACGUCUGGUCGGCUUCGGUUUGGAGAUCUAGGCAUGCGACUGUGAUACCCACGAUAAUCUGUCACCAUGGUUUUCCUCGCAGGGGUCAGCUUCGGCGACCAGAAGCUCGUCAAGAAAGCCCUCGAGUCCUUCUAUGCCCUUGGGCCCACAGUAUCUGCCCGAAUUAUGGCAAAAUACUCGAUUCACAAGCUCGCCAAGGUCGGAUCCCUCGCUCCCAGAACCGUCACCUCCAUUACGGCCGAAUUAUCACAAAUGACUAUCGAAACGGACGCCCGCCGCUUGUUACAAGAGAAUAUUCGACGACUAAAGGAUAUGGGAUCAUACCGGGGUAGACGCCACGCAAUGGGUCUGCCAGUCCGUGGUCAACGAACAAGGACACAGACGGCGACGGCCAACAGACUCAACAGGGUGGAACGACGAGGUUAAGCGCAUCAUUGGAAGAGUGGGUUACCUGGAAUUGGGUAUGAAGGUCGGCAAAUAUCCCCCGAGAGGAUGUUAUGGCAUGUCUAAAUGCUAGAGAGAAUACACCGAGGAGAGACAACCAGCAAGGCUAUCUCCUUGUCAUACCAGACUUGUAUAUAUAAUGUACGAUCAAAUGGAAAUGAAAUCUAUAUGGCCGCGUUCAAGCGCGGUACUAACAACUUUACGCAUGUCCCAAUGAAGCCUCUUGAGCUUCGUCAAACUUCAUCUUUGGCAAAUCAUCCUCUAGGGGCAGCUGCCCAUUGGCCUGCAGCUUAGCAGCAACAGUGUCGACAUCUUUCCACACACGUAGCAGAUUACCUCCAACAACCUUGGCUG
This is a messenger RNA of Fusarium verticillioides 7600, 816 nucleotides long. RefSeq names its product 30S ribosomal protein S13. Gene Ontology annotation, biological process: translation. The record is from RefSeq and is a predicted model, not a curated record. Gene Ontology annotation, cellular component: ribosome; small ribosomal subunit; mitochondrion. Gene Ontology annotation, molecular function: RNA binding; structural constituent of ribosome. NCBI's taxonomy places the organism in Eukaryota, Fungi, Ascomycota, Sordariomycetes, Hypocreales, Nectriaceae. The transcript is spliced from 3 exons. The coding region runs from base 85 to 444 and encodes 119 amino acids.